AUGGACCUUGACCAGUGUCUCCCAUGGCGCAAGGGUGAACAAUGCGAGCUAUUGGUCCAAACACCACCUGACACCAACAUGUGUGGCCAAUCAGACUCCGUGAUUGUUGUCGAUGUGAUUGGUUCUCUAGUGAAGGCAACAAAUAUAACCGGCGCGGUGUCAGAUGCCCUGGAUGGUUUGUUGCCGAUCAUGGCCGAUUGCGGUGUGGUUAUUCGGCAUUUGGGGACGCACUCUAACUGCGGAGCACCAGGAGGACUGGUGAGUAGGGUUCACUCUGAAUCGGACUCCUCCGGGUUUGUAAGCGGUAGCGCGAGCAACUCGACCUUGGAUGGGUCAACGGAUUCCAUCUCAGAUGCGUCGGCUCCGCAACCACUCCCUGGUCACCGUCGCUCUUCUGGUCAGCGAUUGGCGAAACUAAUCAGCGCAUUUACUCCUUGUCGAGGACGCACGGCUAGACGUAGUCACUCCCUUGGAGGUCCGAUGCGCUCUGGUGAAAUGCCUUAUGUGCGAACAAAUCAAACUCACGACAUUGACAGUGUGCUACGUGACCGUCGCGCCUCUGACAGUCCCGAGCAAUCUCGCUUGCCCCCAUCGAUCGAUGUCCUCGGAAAUCAUAGCCAUUCAGUUGAGCUGAGAGGGCAGUUUCCUCAACUAAUCCACUCUGUCAAACUGGAUAUGCCUACUGUGGAACCGUCUUCUGAAGUGCUGGAAUUUCGUCGCAAAUGGCCAGCUUCCUUUGCAACCUUGGUGACUAACUAUCUGGGAUUUCUAUCGUUCAGUCCGGAGGAUUCGGCGCAGAUAAGAGAGGCCCUAGUAAAGGAGGCAAAGUCAACACCGAUCACUACAGAACUGAACAUGGCCUCGGCAUCUAUCACAAAGCGGGGAUUCACACCGCAAAAGAUGAUCCAUUCCAGAGAGACACGAGAUAAGGAUUUAGAACACUGGUACAUUGUGACCAGUACUAUAAUCAGCCAUUUAUUGCAAGAAAAAAGGUACAAACAUCGCUUCAUUCUGCGCCGACCGGGAAAUCACUCAUGCGUAAACGAACUGGAACGCGCCCUUUUUCCCUCCAAGCGACGUCCCCUUUCAAUGAGCGUGAGAAAUCAUGCGUCCGACACACUGGACGAUCGUUUUCAUCAACUUCCUGCUGCGGCAUCAGAAAUUGUUGGCAUUUUAAAUCGAUACGACUCGUUGGUCAUCGCCUGCUUGCUAUCUCGUGUCCUGCGGCGCCGUGGCAUUGGUUUGAUUCCACCUCAUCUGCGUCGCCAUUUUCUAUCGCUUGUCAAUGGAGUGAAUCAAACCGAACCGAUUCAACGCAGAGCUAUUCGUCUGUUGUUCCAAUUGGUCCACAGACGUUUGAUAAUUUCGGUGUUGCGACCUUUGUUGGAUCUGCUUGCCCACGUGGCGAAUGAGCCCGAAUGUGAGGUGGACCAGUGCAGCCUGGCCGUGCUAUUUGCUCCCGUCUUCUUCAUGGAUCGAGCCACAACCACACCGGCAUCUUUGGCCAACCCAUUGCCGAGUCACGUGGUCGAGCUGUUCGUAUCAUUUGCUCGCCGCGAUCUGCAACAACAUCAAUCGGUUUCUAGUCUGUUCCAAAUCCCUGUUCUAUUUCAAGAGGACUGCGCACGAAAUUUACGACUUCUCACUGAGCACGAUGAUCCCCCUUUAUUCUGUAGUCUGAGGUAUUGUGUGACCAUGACUCAAAGCCCAAGGUGUAGAAGUGUAACUCCAGACACGAUUGUUGGAUCGAUUCCAACCGACCCAGAGGCCAAGUCUGUCUUUCCAAAGGUUAAUUUGACCUCGACCUUUAUGGCAAAGCGUCCUAGGCAACGGUCUCCCUUAGUCGCCUCUCCCGGUGUAACUCCAUUGCUGAAAAGCGCUCUACUCAGCCCAACAUUGGAUUUCCGUGUGCGACGAACGCCAACAAAUGGUGGACCGAAAAUGUUCAUUCCCUUUCCCUGA
Dicrocoelium dendriticum is the source of this 1962-nucleotide messenger RNA. The record is from the annotation of a GenBank genome assembly. NCBI's taxonomy places the organism in Eukaryota, Metazoa, Platyhelminthes, Trematoda, Plagiorchiida, Dicrocoeliidae.